Messenger RNA from Parasteatoda tepidariorum (common house spider), 1946 nucleotides. RefSeq names its product Nuclear division cycle 1 (gene Ndc1). Gene Ontology annotation, biological process: nuclear pore organization. Gene Ontology annotation, cellular component: nuclear pore transmembrane ring. Lineage: Eukaryota; Metazoa; Arthropoda; Arachnida; Araneae; Theridiidae. The record is from RefSeq and is a predicted model, not a curated record. Gene Ontology annotation, molecular function: protein-macromolecule adaptor activity.
AUUUAAAAUUAUUGCAGUUUCUGAAAGUGGCAACAUCAAAACAAUUUUGCGGGAAAGGAGAAAUAUUUAUUUACUUCUUUCGAAAUUUCUUUUCUGUAAUAAAUUGUUUCAGUUUUGGUUAAUUUUAAUUUCUAAAGAUGUGGUUUGCUACUGAGGUUAUAUUUCCCAGAAUUAUUCGAAGCUUUUUCUGGGUUGUCAUUAUACAGGCCAUCUAUAUUUCAUUUUUAUUCUUACUUAUGAAAAGCAUAUCAUGGAAUCCAUUUACUGGAAUUAUCGAUUGGCUGUUUUAUUUAAUUCAUUGGAAGACACUAUUAUAUCAAGUUAUACUUUGCUUAUCAACUGUAUUAUUUGGUGUUUUGAAUAUGCAAUAUUAUUCUGUUCAAAAGCAUAUACCAACAACAAGAUUUCAAAAAAUUUGUCACAUUUUGAGUCCCAGAUAUCUACAGCAUUUUAUAGUAACUUCGGGAUUAGGAGUAGUAGUUAGUUUUUGCUUUGUUGGACUUUCCCACAGUUUUGACCCUGAGAAAACAUCAAUACUUGGAAGUUGUUUGCAGGUUGAAACUGAAUUUGAAUAUUUCUUUGUUAUUCAGCAUGGUUGUUUCUCUGGGUUUAUGUUCAGCCUUAAAUAUUUCGUCUGCUGUUUAUAUCUCUUAAAAUUCUCAUUAGAACAGAAAACAAAACUUCAGUUCAUACAAAAUCAAGCCUUUGAGUUAUUGAAGGAUUCCGCCUCCUGUAUUUUGAAAAGUUUACUUUGGAACUAUUUACUUUUUUUCAUGAUCAGUUCCUUUUUACCUAGCUACAUAUUCAUAUUUUCAAAACAGCAUUUUAGUUCAGUUGAAAACAUACUGUACAGCUUAUUCAGCUUUAAACUUUUUCUUGCAUCUGUAAUGUCUGGCAUCGUUAUCUUCUUUAAUUGGAGCCUUUAUAUUUUAAUUUUCAAUACUUGUGCUGUUGAGCCAUACUGUUUCAAUAUUGAUAUGCCCACUAAGAACAAAAACAACAAAUGUUUGUCGACAGCUAUUCAAAGUUCAGAAACUGAUAUUUUAAAGUAUUUGGCUGUAAUGGACUUGAGACUGUUAGCUCAACACAACCUGAAAAGAAGACUUCAAAUUUUUGAUAUCAGUCAUCCAGGUGGACACCCAUAUCAAUGGAAUUCAAUUUCUGAAGAGUGCGAGCUGUCGCUAAAAGUUCUUCUUGAAAAGUUGCAUACUUAUGCUGUGAAUGUCGCUGCGAAAGAAAGCAAACCUGAGCAUAUUGCAAGUAAAGAAGGUCUUGAGCAAACCUAUGCUAAGCAGUAUGGUACUAAACCUUUGACAAACGUUAAUAAGAAGGUAUUCCCAUGUUUUCAGAGAUGGCCUACUGUCAUUUGCAGUUACUUUUUUGAUGAAUUGCCAAAUACUAAAAUAAAACAAAUAUUUUCCUCUUCACAAUACUUAGUAUGGAUGAUUGAAGCUCUUGGUUAUUUACUUACUGCAUCAUAUGUUGAAGAUAAAUAUGGUGUUGUGCAACUGAUGCUGCCAAAACUAGUCUGUCUUCUGUUAGAUCUAAAAAUGGCUGAAGAAAAGUUGCCUAUUGAUCCGAUUGGAAUUGAAAGACAUGUGAGAGAUCCUCAAGAUCGAUAUGAACACAUUCAUCAGAGACUAGCAUUGAAAACAGCUGUCAAUAGCUCCCUAAGUCGGAUUGCUACUGUAUUUAAAGAUGAUGUCAAGGGAAUAUAUUUACCAGAUGAAUAUGAUAGAUAUUUUCAACGGUUUCUUGAUAGGAAGAACAUAUAGAUUCCGUGGGAAAAAUUCCUUGAUUCUGAAAAAUGUGAUAUUUCAUUUAAAUUAAUGACUGAAUAAUUUAACUGUAAUGUCUACUAUGUGUUUAAUCAUGUAAAACUUAUAAAUACAUGUGAUCUUUUAUUGAUUUUUGUAAAUAUUUUAAAAUAAAUGGUCAAAGUAUAA